AUAGCGUGCUCGUUACGACCUUCGUCAUAGUGCAUUUUCGACCCCGCGAGCAAAAUAAACUGAAACCCGACUUUGACUCAGAUAGUAUCGUUACCCGUAGCACAGGAUCAUACAGCACAGCAACGAUGACUUCAAAGUCUUACAGCACUCUGCCUGGCACUGCUGACAAGGAUGCCGUUCGCCCAUUCGCCGUGGAUAUUGCCGACACCGAGGUCGAGCGGAUGCUGGCGCUGGUCAAGCUAUCCAAUGUCGCCAGCGCGUGCUACGAGAAUUCCCUACCAGACGGCAGCCGAAGGCUGGGUCUUGGCCGAGACUGGCUGGUCGAAGCGAAGCGGGUGUGGGAAACCGAUUUCGACUGGAAAUCUCUUGAGAAGCAUAUGAAUUCGUUUCCGCACUUCCGGGCCGACGUGCCCAUCGCAGGAUCCCAGUCGACGACGAGUCUGAAAGUACACUUUGUGGCCCUCUUCUCGGAGCAGCCGACGGCGACGCCCAUCGUCCUCCUGCACGGCUGGCCCGGGUCGUUCCUCGAGUUCCUGCCCAUGCUGGCCCUCCUGCGGGACAAGUACCCGGACCCGGCGCAGCUGCCGUACCACGUCAUCGUGCCGUCGCUUCCGGGCUACGCACUGUCCGACGCGUUCCCCGCCGACCGGGACUACGGCAUAGAGGACACGGCACGAGUGUUGGACGCGCUGGUGGCGCAGCGCCUCGGGCUGCCGGGCUACGUGGUGCAGGGCGGCGACAUUGGGUCGCGCGUCGGGCGCAUCAUGGCCGCACAGUACCCCGGCUGCAUCGGCACGCUGCUGAACUACUGCCCGCUGCCGCCGCCGGCGGGGGCCGCGACCGGCGGGCUGACGGAGACGGAGCAGCGCGGCCUCGAGCGGACGGCGUGGUUCAAGAGCGAGGGGUCGGCCUACGGCAUGAUACAGGCCACGCGGCCGGGCACGUUGGGCCUGGUGCUGUCUUCGAGCCCGCUGGCGCUGCUGGCGUGGGUGGGCGAGAAGUUCCUCGACUGGGUCGAUCCGGCCUCCUUCCCGCCCGAUGCCAGCAUGGCAGGCAGCAGUGGCGGCAGCGACAACAAAAGCGCCACCAGUUACUCGACGCGGCUGAUGCACGAGGUGCUCGCCAGCGUCAGCCUGUACUGGCUCACAGGGCGUGCGCACACUUGCAUGUACUCGUACAGGGAGACGUUUUCGAUGCGUGGGGAUCCCUUGUGGUCGCAUGCGCUGCCGGCGUACCACAUCCGGGAACCCAAGAAGCUUGGGUUUUCGUACUUCCCUCUAGACAUAGCGCCGACGCCGCGGGAGUGGAUUGCGGCCACGGGGAACCUGGUCUUCUGGAGGAGUCAUGACGUCGGAGGCCACUUUGCGGCCCUCGAGCAACCGGCGGCACUCUUGGCUAACCUGGAAGAGUUUGUGGGGUCAUUUAGCGCUGUGAGCUAACAAGAGCCGAUGGCGUUGAACGGCGACGGUGUGUUGGGAUUGUCAAUCGACUGGCUGUUGGAACUCGGAAGUGGAGGCUUAUUCAGCCAGACUGGGACGUCCAUGGCUAUAAA
Messenger RNA from Lasiosphaeria miniovina, 1552 nucleotides. RefSeq names its product epoxide hydrolase 1. Gene Ontology annotation, molecular function: epoxide hydrolase activity. Bases 126 to 1439 code for a protein of 437 amino acids. Gene Ontology annotation, biological process: epoxide metabolic process. The transcript has 2 exons. NCBI's taxonomy places the organism in Eukaryota, Fungi, Ascomycota, Sordariomycetes, Sordariales, Lasiosphaeriaceae. The record is from RefSeq and is a predicted model, not a curated record.